Molecule: messenger RNA, 2271 nt
Organism: Lathyrus sativus (Indian pea)
Lineage: Eukaryota; Viridiplantae; Streptophyta; Magnoliopsida; Fabales; Fabaceae
Source: the annotation of a GenBank genome assembly
AUGGAGGCCACUUCUGAAUCUUCCGACCCGAAAACCGUUGAUCUUCCCGUCAUUGAUCUCCGCCUUGUUUCUCAAUCGGAGCUAUACACUAUCUCCCUUUCGCACGCUACCGUCUGUAACCGUCGCAUCGACGAAGAUUGCGUUAUCCCUAAAAUUGACCGUUCUGUUUUCAAAGAGUCCACCGGUAGCCGGAAACAGACGUUUUCUCGUCUUCGUCUGUUUCCUCGUAACAAUAACAACCCAUACUCUCCCGUUCCCGUUCCUGUUUCUGCUGCCGUUGCUCCUGUUGCGGUUGUUCCCGCUCCUUCAUCUUCGUCUUCCCGCAUUGCCUCUGACGGAGAGAAUUCUCAAAUAAUCGAUCUCCUGCAAGAACUAUUCGGCGUUGAACCUCUCCGCGGCGCGUAUAAUGACAGUGCUGUUCCGUUGCAAGUUGAAUUCAAACAACCGGGUCUUGAAUUUACGCCUCAGGCUGUUCAGAAUGUUCCGAUUGAUGGUAGUCAGACGAAGCGGAAGCGCGGAAGGCCUCGCAGGGGCGAGACUCCGGGCACGGAGACUCUAUUAGCCAUUUGCGAUGGUAAUGGAAAGGCGAUGGAAACAGAUGAUAAGAAGAAGGUAGAAACUGUUAAUGGCAAGAAGAAGAAGAAGGUGGAAACAGUAAAUGAGAAGAGAGUGGAAGGGGCUAAGGAAAAGCAGGGGUUUGUUCUGGAGGAUGCUGGGGAUCCAUUUGUGGAGGAGUUGAUCGUGAGGACACAAGGGAUGAAUACAGAGCCAGAGUUGCUGGAGUUUUUGGAGGGUUUGAAUGGAGUUUGGGGAAGUGAUAGGAAGAAGAGGAGGAUUGUUGAUGCUAACUGUCUCCGUGAUGUGCUGCCAACUGGAUGGAAACUCAUACUUACUCUUCAAAGGAGAGGGAGUCGCGCAUCGGUUUUAUGUCGCCGAUACGUAAGCCCUGACGGAAGCGAGUUUGAGACAUACAAGGAUGUUUCUUCAUACUUGGUUUCUUUGUCCGAUGUUCAAGACGCGAGCCACUUAAAAUCUAGUUAUACUGAUGGUAGUAAGCAGUUUUCCAGCAAUAUCAAUAUGUCAUCUGAAAAUAAUAUUGGUCAUGUCCCCACAGGUGGCGUUAUGAUUGAUGCCAAUGCAAGUUCUCAUCAUGAAAAGCAAGCCACCAUAUCAUCACCAAAUGGAACUGAAAAGCGAAACACUUCUGAUGGGAAUUUAAAUGGUGACCUGGCAGCUAUGGAUUGUGAAUUAGGUGAUGCCACCAAUGGAGCCUUUGGAGUCUCUGACCAUCCAACUGAUGAUAAGCUACCACUGAAGGCAGAUACGAAUGAUGCAAACUCAGUUCAGGAAAGCUUUCUUUCAGAGGACAGAGUUUAUAAUCAGAGUGUUGGUCCCAUCCCUACAGGUGGCAUGAAGAUUGAUGCAAACACAAGUUCUCAUCAGGAGAAGCAGGCCACCAUGUCAUCAUCAAUUGGAACUGGAUGGGAUGAAACUGUUCCCAAUGGAAAUGAGCAAGUACGUUUUGGUGACAAUGGGCUUGGGCUUUCCGCCACAUUAGUGGAAAACCACAUUCAGAAAAUAGCUUCUGAAAGCAGCAUGCUGGUUCCAAAUUCUCAAGAUAUUUCUACUAAUGGUAAACUUCAGUUUUGUCCGGAAGGCUCUCUUGUCCCAUCCCAGAAUGAACUUAACCAUACAUCUAUAGAGAGUAUGGAUAGGGAACAAACUUUUGUGCUGAAGGACUCUGCUGGGGCAAACAAAAAUUAUAAUGAUUUUCCUGGCUCGUCCACGGAUGAGAGAACAUGGGAUCACAAUGAUGAAUAUAUGAAUAAUAUUUCUUUUGAUCCCUGGCAACAAGAUGCACCUGUGUCUGGUGAAAUUGAUUUUACUCCCAAUCUUUAUGUAACUAAUGGUGUUAGUGAUAAUCAUGGUCUUCCAUUGGACGAAGUUGCGACAAGCUGUUUACAGAAAAUGAGUUCUCUGAAUGACCAAAUUUGCACAAUGGACAAUCUGUUGCACAGAAGGUCUGAAAGUAACUUAUUUACAGUAGCCGAGAGUCAGCACCCUUCAGCUCGCCAUGAUAAUAUAAAAAACAUCUCAGAUGGAGCCUCUGUUGCAGUCAAACAUGUUGAUGAUGCAUCUUCUAGGGUCUUGCAGGGGAGAUCACAAUCUGUUUCUCCUGGUGGAAGUAUGUUAAACCAGUUUGACAAGAAAAAUGAUGAUGGGGUUAAUAAUGGAAAUACCUCUUGCUUAUCAGGUAUUCGCAAAUUUUGA